AUGCCUUUGAGAGCCAACUUAUUAGAUCCUCGCAUGACCGCAAGAGCGCAAAUGUCUACGAAGCCAGAGGCUAUAAAAGAAGUUCCCAAGGAACUGAGUACAGACGAGCCCCGUGAUGUCGUCUUUACCAACACUUAUGGUCUACGGACCAUCGAACUCAACCGACCUGCAAAAUACAAUGCUCUCAAUGGCUCUAUGAUCCGAAAGAUAUUCCCACGAUUGGUCGAAUGGGAAAAAUCAGAUAUGGCGAAUGUCAUUGUCAUGAAGGGUGCUGGUGACAAGGCAUUCUGCGCCGGAGGCGACGUAAAGGCACUUGUAACUCAAAACCAAGAAGGACCCGAAGGCCAACGAAAAUCGGUCGACUACUUUGCGCUGGAAUACCAAUUAGACCACUACAUCGCUACCUAUAAGACACCGUAUAUCGCAUUUAUGGACGGCAUCACAAUGGGUGGAGGUGUAGGGCUUAGCAUUCAUGCUCCGUUCCGAAUCGCCACUGAAAGAACAGUGUUCGCCAUGCCCGAAACUACCAUAGGCUUCUUCCCCGAUGUUGGUGCCUCGUUCUUUUUGCCGAGAAUGCCAGGGUCCGUGGGCACCUACUUAGCGCUCACAAGCGAUACAGUCACAGGCGCAAACGUAUUCUAUUCGGGGAUUGCAACACACUACCUGCAUUCAACGAGUUUACCAAACUUAGAAGCACGGUUGGCUGAGCUGCGUUUCAAGGAUUAUGAUAGCAUGGAACAUCGCCUAUCCAUUAUUGAAAUGACUAUCGAGGAGUAUGCAACUGGCCUACCACAUGGCGAGCCAAUUCUGCUAGGCGGCGAACUUCGGAAAGCCAUUGAUCGAUGCUUUGAUAAAAGUAAUAUUACCGACAUUAUAGAUGCCUUGAAGGACGAGCAGGGCCCGACUCAGGAAUGGGCUGAGAAAACCUUAGCUACGUUGCAUAAACGAUCUCCUACUUCAGUUCACGUGGCACUUGCGCAAAUGCGGGCAGGAAAACAGUGGUCCAUCGCAGAAACUUUCCAAGAAGAGUACCAGAUAGCCGCCAAGUUUAUGGGACAUCCUGACUUCGCCCAGGGCGUAACAGCUCAACUAGCGAAAGAGCCGAAACCCACACCUGAGUGGCAACCAGCCAGCUUGGAAGAUAUCCCGCCAGAUCAAGACAUCGCCCAACCCUUCUUUGAUCCGAUCGGAAGGUUACCCGAGCUUAAUUUGGUGACCGACAGAGACUACCCUGACUAUCCAUAUCAGUCCUUCGGCGUCCCCUCAGAGGCUGACGUCGAAAUAUUUGUGAGGGGAAAUCAAUUACCUCGUCACAAAAUCCGCGAGGAAUUCGUCCGAAGAAAGAGGGGGAGGCAAGGUAUCAACAUUAUUGUGGAUGAGAUUCUUACCAGAAAGACCAUCACAAAUGAAGAAGGGUGGGUGGAAUGGGCAAACGAGUGA
Molecule: messenger RNA, 1440 nt
Organism: Hypoxylon fragiforme
Lineage: Eukaryota; Fungi; Ascomycota; Sordariomycetes; Xylariales; Hypoxylaceae
Product: ClpP/crotonase
Exons: 2
Coding region: 1-1440 (479 amino acids)
Biological process (GO): L-valine catabolic process
Cellular component (GO): mitochondrion
Molecular function (GO): 3-hydroxyisobutyryl-CoA hydrolase activity
Source: RefSeq, a predicted model, not a curated record